AUGACUUAUUUGGUCAUCCGUAAUCGAUUCAUCUAUACAACUAUGUUUGCCAUCCUCCCCUUUUUAUGUUUAUUCCUCUCGCUCGAGACUGUUCCCGCUAUGGUUAACAUACGACAAGAACAAUUAGUCCCUGAUGAAGAUAAUAUGCUUAAAGCUAUAGCUGAAAUACCACUCCGAGGAAAUGCGUCCGUUGUUUUUAUGCUAAAGCAGUACGAAGAUCAUCUUGAGUACGACAUCCACUUCAAUGCCCUAAAUUCGGAUGCCUCCUGUAUCUCCUGGGCUAUUGGAGUCCCUGGAUAUUUAAAUGGAGGAAACGAGUGUCAUUUUCUCGACACCAGGUGUGCUAAUGAUGUUCCGACCAAUGCUUGUAUAUCUGGCCUAGGUAUGCUUGGCGAAUGUGGAGCUAUCCUAACAAGAUCAGGUCUUAAUAUUAGUAAAUACACUGAGCAAACGAAUCUUGUAAUUCAGUCUGCAAAAACAAAUGCUAUUACUCUCAAUAACAGACACCCACGUAAUGUCGUCGGUAAAGGUAUUCUGGUAGCAUACUCUACUGGUGAGGAUAAACAAGAGUUGGCAUGUGGGACAAUUUAUCCAGGUCAAGGAACAUUCGGAGCCUUUACUGUCAGCUCUCAGGCCCGCAGUGGCAUCUUUGAAAAUAGUGGAUCCAGUACUUUGAGAGUCAUGGGUCUAUGUAGUGCUCUUCUAAUGGCAUCUACAAUAUGCUUUAUUGGACUUUAG
Messenger RNA from Phycomyces blakesleeanus NRRL 1555(-), 738 nucleotides. RefSeq lists its product as hypothetical. NCBI's taxonomy places the organism in Eukaryota, Fungi, Mucoromycota, Mucoromycetes, Mucorales, Phycomycetaceae. The record is from RefSeq and is a predicted model, not a curated record. The transcript is spliced from 3 exons. Bases 1 to 738 code for a protein of 245 amino acids.